Molecule: messenger RNA, 1522 nt
Organism: Thlaspi arvense
Lineage: Eukaryota; Viridiplantae; Streptophyta; Magnoliopsida; Brassicales; Brassicaceae
Source: the annotation of a GenBank genome assembly
AUUGUUGAACAAAAAAAACAAGUCUGCAGAAUUAAUAAGGAUUCUUUGACUCUGUUUAUGUUAAUUGGUUAACAUAUCAGCUUAUAAGUCUCCAGACAUUUAGUUUUGGUCAACAGUCUUGAAUUAAUAAGAACAGUAUCUUUAAUGAUAAUAAGAACAGAACAAUUACUUAUUUAGUUAUAACUAUAUAAAAACCUUUUAUUUUUCCUCUUCAAAAUCAAUCCACCCUCUCUCCAUCUCUCUGUCGUUGAUAAAAGAUGGAAAUGAGAGGUCCACUGAUAUGGGUGUUCUUGAUGUGUUAUAGCUUCGGUCACUUUACAAGUCAUAACAAUGGCUUUAUAGAAGCGAAGAGCUUGACUGAAUCUAAAGCUCUACAAAUUGAGAAGAAAUUAGAGACAAUCAAUAAACCCGCCGUCAAGAUCAUCAAGACUAUCCAUGGGGAACCAUAUGGAUGUGUGGAUUUCUUCAAGCAACCAGCAUUUGAUCACCCUUCUAUGAAAAAUCACGCAUACCAUUACAAGAUGCGUCCGUUAUGGCAACCCGAAGGAAUGAGAAAAAGAAAGACAAAUAAUACUGGAUUUGGUUACUUAUGGGAGAAUGGUGUGGGCUGUCCCAUAGGUACCGUCCCUAUUAAAAGAGUUACCAAAGACGAUAUCUUGGGAGUAAACUUGUUAGAAGAUCAGUAUAAACCCCGUGGUUCUUGGAACACAAUCACUAAUGAUUCUAAUAACGUUGUUCAUUACGACCAACAUCAUUAUGCGGUGGGUCGGACUAAGAAUAUAGGAAUACACCACCAUGGAGCAACAAUGGAUCUUUGUUUAACCGCACCUAAGGUUAAGCCUACCCAAUUCAGUAGUUCUCGGCUUCACAUUCAGAUUGGAGAUGAUUUCAUUCAAACCGGUUUCACUUCUGGUGGAAAAUCAUGUUACAAUAGCCAUUGCGAUGUGGGAAUGGUGAACGUACGUCAAGAUUUUCCAAUGGGUAUAGCAAUGAAGCCAGUGUCUGUUCGUGGUGCUUUGAAAAGCCACUAUGCAAGCUUCGGUGUAAUCAAGGACCAAGCAAAUGGGAAUUGGUGGUUGCAGUUUGGUAAAGAUGCAGACGAACUCGGGUUUUGGCCGGCAAGUAGGUUUCGCCAAAGCUUUGGAAACUUGGUCGAAUGGGGAGGAGAAGUGUACAGCGCAUCACUACCUAGUCCUGAAAUGGGAUAUGGAUUUCCUCCAAUCAAGAGACUAGAUUAUGAUGCAUAUGCCAAACGUAUUGCCGUACUGGACGGUAAUUAUCGUGUUGAUAGAAAAUUGGAUUAUAUCGAAGAAUUUACGGACAACUCCGAAGGCUACAACGUGAAAGCGGUUCUGGAAUCCAGAAUCGCUAGCGAGGGUCAUAUGAUCCUUUUUGGUGGUUUUGGAGGAAUCUAAAAGUACACUUAGGUCUUUGUCAUAUGGAAAUCAAGACAUUAAAUAGAUUUGGUUUUACAAUAAAUAUCGUCUCUUGUGGGCUUUUUUAAAAAUAUGGUUGUAAAAAA